Messenger RNA from Mercenaria mercenaria, 636 nucleotides. RefSeq lists its product as uncharacterized. The transcript has 4 exons. NCBI's taxonomy places the organism in Eukaryota, Metazoa, Mollusca, Bivalvia, Venerida, Veneridae. Bases 48 to 605 code for a protein of 185 amino acids. The record is from RefSeq and is a predicted model, not a curated record.
UAUAUAUUCAUUUGUAUUCUCAAAAUAGAUUUUUCUUAUUAACAGGUAUGGGAUCAACAUAUGUAAGAUGGGGACGUACAACCUGCCCGGCUGAUAAUGAAUUAGUGUACAAAGGCUAUGGCGGCGGAUCGGAUUACAGGGUGUCUGGAGGUGCAGCAAACUGGCUGUGUCUCUCGGACCAACCACAAUGGGGUUACUAUGAGGAGAGUGUGGCUUCAGGAGCGCAGGUCUAUGGAGCAGAGUACGAAUUCAGCGAUUUUCAUUAUAAUGGAGGAAGCAAAUACUUCAAGCAUAACCUAAAUGAUGAGGACGCUCCGUGUUCCCUUUGCAGAUCUGCGCGGUCCAGUGUGGCUAUGAUCCCUGGACGACUGGAAUGUUUUCCUGGAUGGACUAAGGAGUAUAGUGGUUAUCUGGUGUCUGGCGCACACGUACACACAUCGGCGUCUGAAUAUAUUUGCCUAGACAGCGACGCUGAAAUGCUUGCCGGUGGAGUGGCCAACACAGACGGACGAGUUAUCUACCUAGCAGAAGCGACCUGUGGAACGCUGAAAUGUCCGCCUUAUAUUCAGGGCCGUGAACUUACAUGUGUCGUAUGUAGCAAAUAACUUGCCAAUUAAAAUGUUGAUUGUUCUCUUA